AUGUCAGGAGCAAAUAGAAUUCAAGCAGAAGGUGUUAUCAAAAACAUUAUUCGAGAAAUUGUUCAAGAAUGUGCAUCGCGCGGCGAGGGUGUAUCCGAAACCCUUGUUGCAUUUAUCAUUAAAUCUAUCGUGCUAGAACCACAAAAUGAUUUUCAAGUUGAUCGCGUACUGGCAUCAGAAGAUGUUCAACGUCUUAUUGAUUUAUGUGUAAAAAGAUUGUUAGAUUCCAAAUCAGCAUCAUUAGAUACAAUCAAAAUGCAGGUGUAUUUUGAUAUGAACUAUACGACACGCGAUGAAUUUUUAACUGAACAUCGUCGUGUGUUACAAUCACGAUUGCAACCGAUUCUAAGAGAAAUAACGGAUAAUCGAUCAACCACAAAAGAAGAACUAGAAUCAUUAUAUCGUAAAAUAGUAUCGAGUGUGUUACUUCGCUCGGGUCUCGGCUCACCAACCGACAUAUCGGUUGUUAGAGAAGCAACAGCCGCAUUACAGAGUGUAUUUCCACAAACAGAAUUAGGCAAUUUUUUAAAUUUAUCAAAACGUGACAAAGAUCGACAACUAGUAGAAUUAACUCAGAUUGUAACCGGAAUACGUUUAUUUAAUAAAGAAUGUGGAAAAGGUGGUGAAGGCAUUGAUAAUCUACCAGCUAUAUUAAAUGAAGCCAUACCAGCUACUCUAAAAGAAAUUCAACAACAAACGGAUGAUGCCAUUGAUUCAAGUGAAAAAUUAAUAUCCGUUCUGGAUGCUAUGAAUGCAUUACAACAUAAACAAUUGAGUAAAGAGACACCACGUAAACGCAUACAAGAGUCAAUGAUCAAUUCAAGACAAUUAGAAUUAUAUUUAAAAAUAUUGUCAAAUGAUGUUAAACAAAGUGCACGUGAAGUGGAAGAAUUAUUGCAACAAUUUAAAUUUCGACUUGAACAAUUAAAAACGACAAUACAAAAUAAAACAGCAGUACCAACUGCUCAAGUUUAUCCUCAAUUUAUGCAUUUAGCAUCUAUUUGGUUUGGUUUUCAAGAUGAAAUGGUUUUAUUAAGUGUAUUGAGUAAUAUAUUGUACAGUUUGGAACCGUAUACUCUAAAUACAAAAGAACUAUUGGCGGAUGAUGCAGUACGAAAAUGUUUGAAUAGAAUAACAGAUAAGCAAAGACAUUUGGUAAACGAUAAUGAUGUUAUUGUUCAACCAGAAGAACGAAAUGCUGACGGUUCAUGGUAUUACAAAGAAACAACAAAAAACUUCGAUAAAUUACCAUUGAUGUAUAAAGGUUUUUGUGCUUAUCAUUUGGCAUUACAAGAUUUUAAAUUGAUUCAUGGUGAUACACGUAUUGGUAUUGUUCAAAUAAAUGAACGUUAUUAUGCAUUUACUGAUCCAAAAGCAGCCGUCUUAUUUUGUCGUCAAAGUCAAAAAUUUAUUGAAAGUAUUGCGAAUAAUGCGAAAUUAAAUCCCGAAUUAAUUCAACUACUUGAUUUACAUAAUCAAUUUACAUCUGUUACACAGUAUGGAGAUUUGGCACAUGUAUCGGCAAAACCACAAAUGAAAGCCGAUUGUGGUGUACAAACUGAUACUCACUUUCAGGAAUCAAAUAUUGUCAAAGGUUAUGAAUGGAACGAAUGGGAAUUACGUCGUAAGGCAUUAAAAUUAGCUAAUUUAAGAAAACGUUUAACAAAAAGUAUACAAACAAAUUUUAGUAAUUUUCGUCGAGAAAAUGUUACGCAAGUUUAUUUACCAAAAGAUCAAUAUGUACAAACAAAACGUGACAAUUAUUCAAACGUUCCACAACCAAAAAUUUAUCUAAGUGGAUUACGUGGACAAAAUCAACGACAAGAAGAUGGUUCGUUUCUGCCAGCAAACAUGAGAAAAAUUGAUUUGACAGCUGAUAUUGAUCAAUAA
Messenger RNA from Didymodactylos carnosus, 1890 nucleotides. The record is from the annotation of a GenBank genome assembly. Lineage: Eukaryota; Metazoa; Rotifera; Eurotatoria; Philodinida; Philodinidae.